This is a messenger RNA of Didymodactylos carnosus, 525 nucleotides long. Lineage: Eukaryota; Metazoa; Rotifera; Eurotatoria; Philodinida; Philodinidae. The record is from the annotation of a GenBank genome assembly.
AUGGGCUGUUUAGCCGCUUUGAUAUCAGUUGUACAUACAUUGACAAAAAUGGACUCUCAUUUUAAUACAAUGCAGUCGUCAUUGUAUAAUGUAACUGCUACCACAAUUGAUCUAGCUAAUCGUUUCGAUCCAAGUGAAAAUCUAGAAAAGACGACUCUAGAUUUAGUUGUCAAAAUGAAGAAUAUUCAAGAUGUUACCGACGAACAGAUAUAUUAUAAUGUUGAUAAAGAAAUUCAACGUAAAUUCGAACGUUUAACACAGUCUAUGUACUGUAUUUCUCUUAAUGAUCUCAAUUUUGAUUUCUUAGGUAUGCAUGAGCAGAAUGCAUUGAUUGAAUUAGUAUAUGACCAACUUAAAAAUUCUGUACGUAAUACCGAAGAAUCAAAAGCUACGUUUAUUACGAGAAUGCUUUUUGCCCAGACAGUUCGACUUCCACCUACAAACGAUACAUUUUCUCCAAGUAAAGCUGAUAAAUUUGUUCCAAAACGCAUGGGCAAUCUUGUUUUUAUAAGCGUCUGUUGCUAA